Messenger RNA from Branchiostoma belcheri (Belcher's lancelet), 5500 nucleotides. Its product is annotated as apoptosis-stimulating of p53 protein 2-like. Lineage: Eukaryota; Metazoa; Chordata; Leptocardii; Amphioxiformes; Branchiostomatidae. Gene Ontology annotation, molecular function: p53 binding. The transcript has 12 exons. Bases 774 to 4550 code for a protein of 1258 amino acids. Gene Ontology annotation, cellular component: nucleus. Gene Ontology annotation, biological process: signal transduction; regulation of apoptotic process. The record is from RefSeq and is a predicted model, not a curated record.
GCGAGAGUCGCUGUGGUUCGGGAUUUGCUGCUCGAAAUAUUAUCCCGCCGUCAGCCUGUUGCUUGAAACGGGCUUGUAACAGAAAAGUCUGCCCCAAUUUCCAGGCCUCCAGCGACAAUUCACGUAACGUGAAAGGACAAGGAGGACGAGUUACACCCUGUUCAAGCAACGUUUCCCGUUCUGAGGGAACUGAGAAUGCGUCAGGCGCCUUUUCGGUAAGGUUUGUCCGCCGUGUGUUGUGUCCGAAGUGGGGAGGGCAGUUGUUACUCGCUCGACUAGGCUGCUGACGACAUUUGUUGCCAAACGUCUUUAUUUUGGGAGGAGCUGUGGGAAAUACCAAGCUGACUCAUCGCCGCGAUGUUUUACCCUACCACCUGCAGUAUUCCAUCACCCCCCACACCCAGCAGCGAGCGUUACUUGCGGAGGAAAUAGUUUCUGUGUGGAAAUUUCUGUCCUGGGAGACCGAUAUCGACACGGGUGCAUGCGGGACCAGUUCUUUGACCGGUUGUUCAUGUUGAUCCGAUAAAGGGAACCAAAGCGUCCGUCGUACCAAGACUGGCUUAUUCACGGCAAAAGAGUAUUUAUUACUCCCCACCCUGACACACAACCAAUUGAGUCAUUUGGUGAGCAUUCGAGGAAGUCGAGGGGGAUCUUUGUCGUCUGUAUUUUACAGGAUUUGCCAGUUCUCCAAGAUCUCCGGGUGGACACGCAGGGAUGUGUGCCUGAGGAUCCACCGAAAAAUCACCACACGGACUCGUCAUUAAUAAGCCAGCAUGAUGCCAGCGCCGGUAAUCCUGAGGGUGUACCUCAGCAACAAUAACCUGACUGUAGCAGAGGUGCCCAUCACACCAGAGACAACCUGCCGGGAUGUAGUGGACUGCUGCAAGGAGCCUGGAGAAGUCAACUGUCAUCUGGCCGAGCACUGGAGGGGCAGCGAACGACCAGUGGGUGACGACGAGCGUCCGUUUGACAUCCUGCAGCAGUGGGGGAUCCACAGGGACGAGGUGAAGUUCUACCUACGACACGAGGGAAACAUGCCUACUGCUAACGGUGGAGAACAAGGAUCCAGGCAGCCCAAGAAGAAGAACGGAGUGAAGGAGGCCAGCCCCGAGAGCCAGCUGCCUCCUGGGCUGGACCUGACGCUGGCAGACCUUCAGGAGAUGGCCACCAGGCAGCAGCAGCAGAUUGAGAGCCAGCAGCAAAUGUUGGUCGCAAAGGAACAGAGACUGAAAUUCCUCAAACAGCAAGAUAAGGCCCAGCAAGAAAUGGCGGAAGAAAACGAGAGAUUGCGUAUGCUGCGAGACAAGGUGGAGAGCCAGGAGAUGAAACUGCGCAAACUCAGGUCACUGCGGGGGCAGGCGGAGCAGCAGAGAACCACCAACUCUAACUUGUCGUCAGAGCUGGAGUCGGUGCGUCAGCUGUUCUCGGAGAAGCAGAAGGAGCUGGCGGCGGCGGUGUCGCGCGUGGACGGGCUGACCAAACAGCUGGAAGACCUGCGGACGGGGAAGGUGAAUGGGUACAACGGGGACAUCUCGCAUGCGGCGUCCAUGGCAGCGGAACUGGAAAGGCUCAGGAAAGAGCUGAUGAUUCGGAACAGGCUGAACGACCAGCAAAAUGCCAAACUGCAAGCACAGAGGGAGUCCCUCAACCAGCGAAACAACGAAAUGUCCUACAUGGACAAGAGAAUAGCCGAGCUGACAGACAGGCUCAGGAAAAAGAAAGCCGCUCAGCAGCAGCGACAGCCGAACAAGGCGAGCCAGAACGAAGGUGAGACUAAGAGUCAGGCAGGAAAGGCACAGAACAUUGCGGCUGUGGAACCGUACAUUCAGCAACCCAAACAGUCGAGGGACAACCUGAAGCCCAAUGGUAGGGCCUACACAGAGCCAAUCAAGGAAAUGCCAAAUGAUGGUGACCUGAAGCAGGGGAAUUACCUGCCCAACGGAGGACUACCAGUCAUGCCAACCCACUUUACCCCCGAGAAAAGCAAUUUCACUCCUUCCAAGGGGCAUUCUGAAGCCUAUGCAGUAAUGGAAGAAACCCUUAAGUCUGUGGAAGGAGAACCAUCUCAACUUAAGUCUCCCUAUGGAAAGGGACAGUCACCAAAGUCAAAGGACUAUGGUAUAGGACUUAGCCUGGCACCCAGGCCUUUUGUUCCUGGAGGGUCAACAUUGAAAUCAUAUGGUUCGGACUCUUCUAUGAGUAGCCAAGCCAGUGGAAGGGGUCAGCCUGAAGGUGUGAAUGAGAACAGUGCUCGAAGCUCCCCUGUGGUAGAGGGAAGGGCUGUAAACGGUCAGGGAAACAACCACAUAGCAACACAGAAUUCUAGGCCAAAUUAUUUGAAUGUGGAAGGUGCGACAGUGGGCCGACUUAGUCCCCAACUUGAGCGCAAACCAAAGGAGGGAGGGUUGUAUGCGAGCAAAGAUAGACCCCACUCGAGUUACGAGCUGCUAGACAUGAUUAGAGAACAGGACUCGGCUGCAAUGAGGAAAAACUACCACAGUUCGGGUGACUUGCCCGGAGAUUCACAAAGGGAACAGGGUUUGUCGAAGAAGACACCCCCGAAAACGAGGCCCAAACCAUCAAACGGCCACAAAAACAGUAGCCAGACAGAUGGACCUUCAGGCAAAUUAGAUACCUCACCAAAAGCCCUCGAUACAGCUCUUGCUAUCCUUAAAGGAGGCAACAGACCAGCAGUGACAAGCUCUGGGUACACGUCGUACAGGUCAGGGCCUCAUGUAACAAGGGCUGGCUUCACGUCCCCAACAACAAACGACGUCAUGUCGUUCCCAUCACCUGGUCAGCAGCAGGGCAGGACGGACAAGUCGGUGGUGAGGGCAGGUGGAGAGGGCUCCCAGACACUGCGACCCUUCUCCUCCACAGCCUCUCAAGGAGGGAAGAUAGAGUCACCGACGGCAACCGUACGACCCCUCCCUCAGGACGGGCAGGGUGGGAUGGAAGCCCAUGCUCCAGUGUCCUCACAAACUGUGCCAUACCCACCGAUCCAGGGACAGACAGGCCCAUACUCACCUGUGUCAACCGUCGUGACUGGGCCUUUCCCACCGGCAUCAGCACACGGAGGCCAGCCUGUCAGGUCACCGUCUCCCACCAAACAGGGUUACUACCAACAGGAACCUUCCCCCUCACAAACUGGCCAGCCCCCUGACUCCAGGGAAAGGCCACCCUCGCCCAGGAAGCAGCCUCCUCAGUACACGGGGCCUCAGCAUCCUGCAGAAGGGAGCCAGCAGAGGCCACCAUCUCCCAGGAAGUACUCCAGUCCUCCCAGCUCUCAGAGCAGCCCUCCCACGUCCCAGGCAGGACAGAGUGCCUCCCCCGAGUAUCUCCACCCAGAUGAUUCUGUACAGACGAGGCAGAAAAGCGAGGAAUUCCAGGAUGAUUCGUUUGAUGCCAGGCGCCCGGUCAGCCCCACCAAGCACCUCACGCCCAAGCCGGGCAGUGCCUACGAAAGGCUCUUUCCCAACGCCGACCCUGAGAAGAUCCGGAGGAUAGCCCACGCACCUCGCCCGCUCAGAAAGAGACACUCCUUCAAUGAAGGCGAGGGGCCUCCAGCCCAGCAGCAAUACUACCGGGGGAGCCCACCGGCACACCCGGCCACCCAGGGGCCUCCUCCAGCUUACCCAAGCUCCCCAAAACCCCAGGAACAAGAGAGCCCGCCUAGUCCUCAGUACAGCAGCCCAGCUCCGGAUACACAACAGCAGAACGUUUCUCCCACCAGAGAAACACCACCAGAGCAGGGACAGAACGUUGCACAGAACAACGGGCAGACCUCACCCCAACAACAGCCGCCGCCAUCAUCGCCCCAGCAGCCUCCGCAGCAGCCCCGCAGUCCACCACCCAACCAGCAAACCAAACCUAUGCAACCUGAGAAGAAGAGCAACCUGAAGGGCAGGAACGGGGUGAAGCCCAAACGGAACGUCAGGUUUGACCCGCUGGCUCUGCUGCUGGACGCUUCGCUGGAGGGAGAGUUUGACUUGGUGCAGGACAUCAUCAACCAGGUGGAGAACCCCAGUGGCUCCAAUGACGAGGGGAUCACGGCGCUGCAUAAUGCCAUCUGUGCCGGCUACCACGACAUCGUCACCUUCCUGGUGGAGUACGGCUGCGACGUCAACUCACAGGACAGUGAUGGAUGGACCCCUCUCCACUGUGCAGCGUCCUGUAACAACAUGCCGAUGGUGGAGCUGCUGGUGACGAGCGGAGCCUGCAUCUUCGCCACGACCAUCAGCGACGUGGAGACGGCAGCCGAGAAGUGUGAGGAGCUGGAGGACGGGUACACCGGCUGCUCCGAGUACCUGUAUGGUAUCCAAGAGAAGAUGGGGAUCGUCAACGGAGGACUAGUCUAUGCCCUGUUCGACUACGAAGCCGAGGAGUCAGAUGAACUCUCAUUCAGGGAGGGGGAACCCCUCUACAUCCUGCGCAAAGGCGACGCUGACGAGAUCGAGUGGUGGUGGGCACGCAGCCAGGAGGGGAAGGAGGGAUAUGUAGCCAGGAACUUACUUGGGAUGUCCCCAAGAAUUCCGCAAAAACGACCUUGAGGCAGACCCGAAGAAAUCAUGACAGCACAACCAACCAACAGACUUGCCAACUCCUGCAGUUUUACUGAACAGCCGUGUGUUUGCUAGCAAGAGUAGAGAGAGCUUUUUUGUUUUUCUUUUAAAGAUGUGAGCCGGUUGAAGAUAGCAUGGAAGAAGGAAAGUGAGCUGUGCUGGUGUAUUUUGGUUUGAAUCUGAUAGAGGGAGCUUCUGAUAUGUAAAGAAAGAAUUGGGAGGUUAUGGCAGGGAAGGAUUGUUAGAAUGCAGCUUUGUUGUAAAGAACGCAUGCUGAUUGUUGUGUCUGAGAGUGGCUGUAUGUAACUUGUGCUAAAAUAACAUGGAUUUUAAAAAGAACAGCAUUUCAUGCAACCAUGAAUUUUAAUGAAAAAUUCUUUAGGAUUUCAUGACUUCGUGAGAAGAAAGUGCAAUUCAUUUGCUGCAGAAGUGUGAUGCCAUCUCAUUUUCCUUGCAUGAAUUUCCUGGUUGUACUGUUUCCUGUUUGUGUAAGGGAGCAUUUCCCUGUGUACAGUUGUCCAGAAAUAUGUCUUAUGUUAUGAACUUGUGUAUAUAUGCAGCUGUGUAGCCAGGGGCGGUAGCAGAAUAACUUUUGUAUCAUCAUAUUUAUCAAUUGUAUUUAACUAGCAGCACAUAAUACUGGUGUAGUAGGGCCUACAAACUCGUAGUACACGCCUUUUUAUUUAUUCUGCUUUGUAGUAGCUGGAGCUAGUUUGGUGAUGAGAAGACCUUGCCGGUAGCGAUCCUGGCAAAACCCACCGUGUAUGAUAUUGAAGUAGCUGAUCGUGACAGAAUUCUGGAUCUGAAUCAAUUCUAAUAGGUUGAGUCGGGGACAAGUUGUAUCAUGUGAUCACGACAAAGAAUGUCGAAUUCUAAAUGUAUGAUUCCAAGGCACCCAUGAGAUCAUGUGACUGUACAAUAAAUGAAGCCUGGAGAAG